AAGCCAACCACCAUGAGAGCCCCAAAACAUCCCAGACCGAAGGUGUCCGUGGAUGAGUGAGCCUUGUGAACCCGCCUGGGGGCCAACAGAGCCCUGCAGACCAUGAGCCAUCAGCUAAAGGGCCGAGGGGAGGAAGGAGGAGGUGGCAUGAGGGGGCGGGCAAGGAGCGACUCUCUGGGCACAGGUGACAGGUCCAGGAGGACCCCCUCGAUGAAGCGGACUCGUCCAGCCGAGAAGGCGCCAGGCAGGCGCAGAGCCCAGCCAGGCCAGAAGGAGCGGGCCGGGGGCAGCCCGGGGUCCGGGUCUCCUCGGAGGAAGCAGGCAGAGCGCAGGGGACGCCGGGAGCUGCUGGGGGACCGCGAGCGGGGCUCCGCAGAGAAGACCUGCGGAGGGAGGAGGAAGAAGGAUGGGAGGGCUUCCCUCAGGGAGCAGAGAGCUCCUUCAAAGAAGCAAAAGGAGGCCCGGAGGAAGGAAGAGAUGUGGAAGCAGCCGAAGAAACACAGGUCAUCCUCCGUGGCCUCCAGUACCUCCAGUGGGGAGUCUCUGUCUGAGGAGGAACUGGCCCGGAUCUUGGAGCAGGUGGAAGAUAAGAAGAAGCUAAUCGCCAGCAUGCGGAGCAAGCCUUGGCCCAUGGCGAGGAAGCUGGCGGAGCUCAGGGAGGCCCAAGAAUUUGUGGAGAAGUAUGAAGGAGCCUUGGGAAAGGGCAAAGGCAAGCGACUCUACGCCUAUAGGAUGCUGAUGGCUAAGAAAUGGGUCAAGUUUAAAAGAGACUUUGAUAAUUUCAAGACUCAAUGUAUCCCCUGGGAAAUGAAGAUCAAGGACAUUGAAAGUCACUUUGGUUCUUCGGUGGCAUCAUAUUUCAUCUUCCUCCGAUGGAUGUAUGGAGUUAACCUUGUCCUUUUUGGCUUAAUAUUUGGUCUAGUCAUAAUCCCAGAGGUGCUAAUGGGCAUGCCCUAUGGAAGUAUUCCCAGAAAGACGGUGCCUCGGGCUGAGGAAGAAAAAGCCAUGGAUUUUUCUGUUCUUUGGGAUUUUGAGGGCUACAUCAAGUAUUCUGCUCUCUUCUAUGGCUACUACAACAACCAGAGGACCAUCGGGUGGCUGAGGUACAGGUUGCCCAUGGCUUACUUCAUGGUGGGGGUCAGCGUGUUCGGCUACAGUCUGAUGAUCGUCAUUAGAUCGAUGGCCAGCAACAACCAGGGCAGCACAAGCGAGGGGGAGAGUGACAACUUCACCUUCAGCUUCAAGAUGUUCACCAGCUGGGACUACCUGAUUGGGAAUUCAGACACGGCUGACAACAAAUACGCCUCCAUCACCACCAGCUUCAAGGAGUCAAUAGUGGAUGAACAAGAGAGUAACAAAGAAGAAAAUGUCCAUCUGACAAGAUUUCUCCGUGUCCUGGCCAACUUUCUCAUCAUCUGCUGCUUGUGUGGAAGUGGGUACCUCAUUUACUUUGUGGUGAAGCGAUCCCAGGAAUUUUCCAAAAUGCAGAAUGUCAGCUGGUAUGAAAGAAAUGAGGUAGAAAUUGUGAUGUCUCUGCUUGGGAUGUUUUGUCCUCCUCUGUUUGAAACCAUUGCCGCCCUGGAGAAUUACCACCCACGCAUUGGACUGAAGUGGCAGCUGGGGCGCAUCUUUGCACUCUUCCUGGGAAACCUCUACACCUUUCUCUUGGCCCUGAUGGAUGACGUCCACCUGAAGCUUUCUAAUGAAGAGACGAUAAAGAACAUCACUCACUGGACUCUGUUUCACUACUACAACUCCUCAGCUUGGAAUGAGAGUGGCCCCCGGCCCCCCCUGCACCCUGCAGAUGUGCCCCGGGGUUCUUGCUGGGAGACGGCUGUGGGCAUUGAAUUCAUGAGGCUGACAGUGUCGGACAUGCUGGUAACAUAUAUCAUCAUCCUGCUGGGCGACUUCCUGCGGGCUUGUUUUGUCCGGUUCAUGAACUACUGCUGGUGCUGGGACCUGGAGGCUGGAUUUCCCUCAUAUGCUGAGUUUGAUAUUAGUGGAAAUGUGCUUGGUUUGAUCUUCAACCAAGGAAUGAUCUGGAUGGGUUCCUUCUACGCCCCAGGACUGGUGGGCAUCAAUGUGCUGCGCCUGCUGACCUCCAUGUACUUCCAGUGCUGGGCGGUGAUGAGCAGCAAUGUCCCCCAUGAACGCGUGUUCAAGGCCUCCCGCUCCAACAACUUCUACAUGGGCCUCCUGCUGCUGGUGCUCUUCCUCAGCCUCCUGCCCGUGGCCUACACCAUCAUGUCCCUUCCGCCCUCCUUCGACUGCGGGCCGUUCAGUGGGAAAAACAGAAUGUAUGACGUCAUCCAAGAGACAGUUGAAAAUGAUUUCCCAACCUUCCUGGGCAAGAUCUUUGCCUUCCUCGCCAAUCCAGGCCUGAUCAUUCCAGCCAUCCUGCUGAUGUUCCUGGCCAUCUACUACUUGAACUCAGUUUCCAAAAGCCUUUCUCGAGCAAAUGCCCAGCUGAGAAAGAAAAUCCAAGCGCUCCGUGAAAUUGAGAAGAGCCAUAAAUCUGUCAAAGGCAGAGCCACACCCAGAGAUUCAGAGGACACGGAUAAAGGCAACUCCAAAAAUGGCACCCAGCUCACCAAAGAAGGGACUGCACAUCACCCUGCUAGCCAAAGCCAGACCCUGGACCAGAAGGCGCAGGGCCCUGGGGCCUCCAGUUCUGCCAGCAAGACUGUGCUGCCUGCCUCCCAGCUCCUCCCUGUAUCUCGGGCCCCUGGUGUCAGACCAGAGUCUGGCCAAGCCCGUCCUCAGGCUCAUCCUUGGAGGUCAACCUCUGGAAAGCGGGCCUGGAGACCACCCCACUGA
Messenger RNA from Cervus elaphus (red deer), 2817 nucleotides. It is a transcript of the gene TMC2, whose product is annotated as transmembrane channel like 2. Gene Ontology annotation, biological process: detection of mechanical stimulus involved in sensory perception of sound; vestibular reflex. Lineage: Eukaryota; Metazoa; Chordata; Mammalia; Artiodactyla; Cervidae. The record is from RefSeq and is a predicted model, not a curated record. Gene Ontology annotation, cellular component: plasma membrane. Gene Ontology annotation, molecular function: mechanosensitive monoatomic ion channel activity. The transcript is spliced from 20 exons. The coding region runs from base 103 to 2817 and encodes 904 amino acids.